Molecule: messenger RNA, 1741 nt
Organism: Cygnus atratus (black swan)
Lineage: Eukaryota; Metazoa; Chordata; Aves; Anseriformes; Anatidae
Product: PHD finger protein 7-like
Exons: 9
Coding region: 290-1741 (483 amino acids)
Cellular component (GO): nucleus
Source: RefSeq, a predicted model, not a curated record
ACCGUCCUGACGACAUCCGAUGCGCGAUCAAGCGGGCAUCCCAGAAGGUGAGGACCUGAUGGGGAACAGGGAGGUUUGUGCCAGGAGAUGCUCCCGCAAGCUUAGCCUGGACCCCAAGGAAGCAAUCCCAGCCUUUCCAACCUGCUCCGGGACAAACUGCUGCUCUGGCAGACGAGCCUCGUCCGCCAGGCGGGUCUGCAGAGUGUGACCCAGCAGCGCCCGCACCCUGUGCCCUGCCCUGCCCAGGGGUGUGGGGCCAGCGGUGGCGGCGGCAUCGAGCCUGCUGCUAAUGGGGCUGCUGUGUUCUUUUCAGCAAUGCUUCGUUUGUGGCGAGCGAGGGGCCACCAUCACCUGCACGGAGACGGGCUGUGAACGCAGCUUCCAUCUCCCCUGCGCCUCGGAGGGAGAAUGUGUCACCCAGUUCUUUGGGCGGUACAGGUCCUUCUGCUGGGAGCACCGCCCUCAGCAGGCAGUGCAGGCAGCUCCAGAGCAGGACACCACCUGCACCAUCUGCAUGGACCCUGUGGGGGACAGCAAGUCCUACCACACCAUGGUGUGCCCAGCCUGCAGUCACGCCUGGUUCCACCGGGGCUGCAUCCAGGAACUGGCCAUACACACAGACAAUCACCGCAUCAAGUGCCCCGUCUGCAGAAACAGGGGGGAGUUUCGUUCAGAAAUGUCCAUCAUGGGGAUCCGAGGGAUCCGAGUCCCAGUCAGAGGACCAGCCUGGGAGAACAACAACGCCUCUGCAUCGCUGCAAGAGAGGUGCCGGCGCUGUACUGCCAGGGAAUGCCUUUACCCACAAGGCAGGGAGCAGGCGGAGGGACAGGGGCCCUGGCAGCUGCUCCUGUGCCGCUCCUGCGCUGCCGAAGGCACCCACCGGCGCUGCUCCAACUUGACCAACAGCGCAGGCACCUGGGAGUGCGACAGCUGCGCUGGCGUGGGCACCAGCAGCCAGGCAGCACUGUGGCCAUUACAAGGGAUCCUGGUGACUGACAGUAGAAGACGGGAGAGAGACCGGACGACGAUCCGCCAUCCAGCAGGGGACGGCCCAGAGAAGCCGCUCCCCAUUACAACACCAGGCCCCAAAUACCCAGAGGCAGACCCGAAGACGGCAUCGGAGCAGACGUGCUACAACCCCCAGUGCUCAGAGCAGCAGCGACAGCAGCAGCAGCUCUGCCAGUGGAACAGCACCAGGAACCUCCAGUCGCUCCACGGUGCCCGAAGGCAGACACCCCGCCAGCCAGCGGGGGCGACCCCGGACGAGAAGCCGCUCACCGCUGGAACGUCCAGCCCCAGAUCCCCAGAGCCGGCCCCGAAGACGCCGCAGGAGCAGCCGUGCACCACAAACUGGUGCUGGGAGCAGCAGCAGCACCAGAUCUGCCAGGCGGGCGGCAUCGGGGUCCCCCAGGUCGGCAGAGGAGCGUGUGGAGGAGAAACCCCGGCACUGCUGGGGCAGCGACUCUCCAAGUGCUCGCUGUCGAAGUGCACCAUGUCUGCAAUGAAGCGGAAGGCUCCCGACUCGAGGGAACAAGCAUGCAUGCUGUGUGGCCGGGCAGAUGCUGACCCAAACAUCUGCGGCCCCAAACACAAAAGGAAUGGGCUCUGUGCCCACGCGUUUUGCCUGUAUUUUGUGGAUAGCCUUUCACGGCGUGGAAGCAUGCGCAAACACAUAGAGGGGUACCGUCCUGACGACAUCCGAUGCGCGAUCAAGCGGGCAUCCCAGAAGGUGAGGACCUGA